Molecule: messenger RNA, 858 nt
Organism: Vigna unguiculata (cowpea)
Lineage: Eukaryota; Viridiplantae; Streptophyta; Magnoliopsida; Fabales; Fabaceae
Product: ubiquitin fusion degradation protein 1 B-like
Biological process (GO): ubiquitin-dependent protein catabolic process; ERAD pathway
Cellular component (GO): VCP-NPL4-UFD1 AAA ATPase complex
Molecular function (GO): polyubiquitin modification-dependent protein binding
Source: RefSeq, a predicted model, not a curated record
AUGCCUCCUUCAGCCCUAAUUCUGCUUGCAUCUAUGGAUAUAGCUUAUCCCAUGUUAUUUGAGCUGAGAAAUCCUUCUGAUGGAAAAGUUAGUCAUUGUGGAGUGCAAGAAUUCACUGCUGAUUUGGGUAACAUAUAUAUGCCGAAAUGGAUGAUGGAAAAUAUGCAUCUUGAAGAGGGAGAUUCUGUGGAAGUGAGAAGCAUAGAACUCAGUAGAGGAACGUAUGUGAAGUUGCAGCCUCACACCAAAGAUUUCUUCGAAAUCUCCAAUCCAAGAGUCAUCUUGGAAAUUUCACUUAGAGACCACUUUUGUUUAACAAGUGGUGACACUAUAAUGAUUGCUUAUAACGACAAGCAAUAUUACAUUGACAUAGUUGAAACUAAACCUUCUCAUGCAGUCACUAUAGUUGAAACAGACUGUGAAGUUGAUUUUGCCCAACCACUUGAUUACGAAGAACCUGAGAAACCGAUGCUGUCAUCUACUUCAUCUGGUAAGGAUUUUGAAGAUUCGGCAACGAAGAGUGCCAAAAUGACUCCGUUCACUGGUACUGCAAGGCGUUUGGAUGACAAACCUUGUACACAAUCAGUACAAGAAACAUCCUCUUCAACACCAAAGGAGCAACAAACUGAAAAUGAAACAAAAAAAUCCAACUUUAAAACACGUAAACCUGGAAAGCUUGUGUUUGGGUCAAAUUUGAAUGUACCUAAAGCAUCCACAAAGGUGAGUGUGUUAUUAUUAGUAAUAUGUGUUAUACCUAAAUAUUUAUUGAACAAGACAACUGAAGAGUCGUAUAAGGAGAAGGAGGAACUACCGAAGUUUCAAGCUUUUUCAGGAAAAAAGUACUCGUUGAUGGAUUGA